Messenger RNA from Rotaria sp. Silwood1, 828 nucleotides. Lineage: Eukaryota; Metazoa; Rotifera; Eurotatoria; Philodinida; Philodinidae. The record is from the annotation of a GenBank genome assembly.
AUGAACAAUGUCAUUGAUCGAGCAAUCAAGAAACGAGAUGAAAAGAUGGAUCAGAUGAUCAAUGGUAAAAAUACAACACCAGAAGAUGAUGGAUUAAUAUUGUGUUCAACCGAUGGAAAGUAUUUCUUCUUUAUGCACGAAGACUCCGAACCUGAAAUGAAGAAAAUUAUCUUUAGUAAAUAUAUGGAACAAAUUGUUCGAGGUAUCCGAUCAUUUUUUCUGAACAGAACAGACUUCAUUUCUUAUUUUAUUGUAGCUGUAUUAGGUGAAAAUGUCUAUUAUACUCAUUCGGAAAUCGUUGUCAAACGUGGACAAGGAAAGAACGAUUCUUCGAGAAGAACUGCUUUCGCUUGGCAUCAAGAUAGUGGUUAUGUUCCGUAUGAACAUACUCCUUAUCUUAGCUGUUGGUGUGCAUUGACGGAGAUGACAUCGAACAAUGGAACCAUCUCGGUCCUAUCAGCGGAAAGAAAUCCGUCCGCUGAUGAACAUCACAAAAUUCGUUGGUUUGGAAAAGCACGACCUUCAUGUGAAACGAAAUUUCCUUCUUAUGAACAUCGACCAGAUGAUUCCAGUCCAGAUCUACUUGGAUAUUUUGGAAAUGAUCCCGGUGUUGAAGUUGUUUGUCCAGCUGGAAGUAUCGUUGUCUUUUCCAGUCUGACACUCCAUUGUUCCUCACCCAAUCGAAGUGAUUCUCUUCGUUCAGCAUACAAUGUUCAAUAUGCACCUGUGCCAUUGAUGAGUGAAGAUCAAAAAUCUUUUCGACAUAAAGCAGAUCCAUUUAUUAUUCAAUCGAAAACUAAUGAAGAACUGAAGAAAUGGCAAUCAUAA